AUGAGUAAGCGCAAGUCGAAAGAGUCUGCAACAGAGCCACCAGCGAAGAAGGUCCACUCCUUCUUCACCAACAACCUUACGCCGGGCUCUUUCGACGACUCUAUACCUUCCCUCGUUCAUUUCUACCAUCUUGACCCCCUCAAAGGCAACCCACCAUCCACGCCGGUCGAGAUUGUUCUGUACGACUUGGACGGAACACUCAUCACUACGCGCUCCGGAAAUACAUUCCCUAAAGGAAGCGAUGACUGGAAGUGGUGGGACGAUUCUGUGCCCAAGCGCCUGAAGCAGGAUCACAAGGACGGGAAGCAUGUGGUCAUCUUAAGCAACCAGGCAUUUAGGGGGCCCAAGGUCCGAAGAGAGUGGCGGGGCAAGCUGCCACAGAUCGCGGCGAAACAGCUAUCCAAUGUCCCAUUACGGGUCCUAGCAGCUUUGGAGAAAGACGUCUACCGCAAGCCCCGGACGGGCAUGAUCGACUACCUACGACGGUUGUACGAGGACAAGGGGUGGAACGUUGACUGGAGUACCGCGGUAUAUGUGGGGGAUGCAGCUGGGAGGAAGGGAGAUCACAGCAACACAGACUACACAAUGGCGCUGAACGCCGGCAUCAAGUUUGUAACUCCUGAGGAGCACUUUCUCGGCAGGCCUCCUGCUUACCCAAAUCCUCCCAUAUCGUUUCGACCACGAUCUAUCGAAGAUCUUGACAGACGUAGGAACCGGAGCCUUACUCCCUGCUCACUUAGUGCCUCUGGUCGUGCCGUCAAACACACCCAUUACCCGAAGUACGAAGGAGUUGGUCCUCUUCGUCGGACCACCGUAAGUGACCUUGUUGUCCUACUCUGA
Messenger RNA from Cutaneotrichosporon oleaginosum, 840 nucleotides. RefSeq lists its product as uncharacterized. Lineage: Eukaryota; Fungi; Basidiomycota; Tremellomycetes; Trichosporonales; Trichosporonaceae. The record is from RefSeq and is a predicted model, not a curated record. Gene Ontology annotation, biological process: DNA repair. Gene Ontology annotation, molecular function: double-stranded DNA binding; ATP-dependent polydeoxyribonucleotide 5'-hydroxyl-kinase activity; polynucleotide 3'-phosphatase activity.